AUGUGGAUCGUUGGCAGCGCUCCAGAGCUGCUUCAAGUCGCCAAAGACAUCGCCGAGGCAUUGAAGGUGCCAGUUCUUGCCGCGGCUGCUGAAGCAGUAGCAAAACAGGUUGAAAACGAUGGUUCCACGAAGGCCGCUACUUUCUUGAUCGGUGAAGAGCUACGCACAGUGACCCUGCUUGCGGUUCCCCCAGCGCAAAGCCGCGUGGUGUGCAAAGCCCGGCCUGACGUGAUUGCGAAGCAUAUGCAAGGCAAAAUCCGUGGCAAGGACAUCGUGAUAGCAGUGACGGAGGAGAAUCGCCUGGCGACGGGUCUUGCCGUAGCUCGUUGCUUGCCACCCUUUGCAAGCAAAGCUGACACGCCGAGCCCGGCAGAUGCGACAGUGCGCUUCUACGGUGUAGCACCGGGACCAUUGCUAGCGAAGUUGAAUCACAUGGCAACAGCGGUUCGUCUUGCACAGGGGCUGGUAGACAUGCCGCCAAACUUCAUUCAGCCAGCGACGUUAAAGGAGUUCGUGCUAGCAGCGACGAAAGGUCUGGACAAGGUGACAGCACAUGUCAUGGAAGGAACAGAGCUUCGAGACAAGGGAUACGGUGGCCUUUGGAAUGUGGGGAAGAGUGCCGAUCAGAUCAUUGCCGACUUCGGCACAGCGGUGGAUUUGACAGGCCGAGAUUUUGACACGUCCACCGACAUCUAUUCUGCCGGAAAGUCGCUGUGUGAUGUCCUUCAGCCACCCAAGGAUGCCCCGCUGCUGGACGCACUUUUUGGCAACCCAAUCGACUCAGACCAGAUGUCCUGGGCUCCUGCUGACCUGAGCUUGAGCAGCUACGCCUCGGUCAUGGGGGUGGGGGAUCGGAGAUGGUUCGUGGACAUCCUGUAUGCCAUGCAGUCCCUGGUUCCGUACGUCAGCAACAUCGACCGCAUGCAGGAGGAGUGCGACGUCCUGGCGCUAACGCUGGCCCGCUACGACAAGGUCACACUUUAUGCGAAUUUACGUGGAUGCCAACAAGCAGUUUUCCCCUCCCCGUACUACAAGUGUUUGCGCACCUUCCUCGAUCUGGACGACGACACCCUGGGAGUGUUCAAGCUGAAGGUGUUCGAGACCUUCUUUGCCAAUUGUGUGCAGUGGCAGCUCUUUUUGAGGGACACAACCAACCUGCAUGUCUCCCUGACGGGCGACGGGGACCUCUUGAUCUUCACCAAGAUCGACUUGAUCCAGGACAUCCGCUAA
Symbiodinium sp. CCMP2456 is the source of this 1230-nucleotide messenger RNA. NCBI's taxonomy places the organism in Eukaryota, Dinophyceae, Suessiales, Symbiodiniaceae. The record is from the annotation of a GenBank genome assembly.